AUGAUGAAAUCUAUAAGUUCCGACGACUUCAGCCUCACCAGAAAUGGCGACUACGUGGCGUGGUUCGACAACGAGAUGCCGUUGUCGAAAUUGCCCUUUUGGAGCACGCUUUUGGCUUCGUGCUUCGGCUGCGUUAUCGGCACAAUAUGCUCGCUCAUCGUGAACUGCGCCUUGGUUGAGGUGUCUACCUCGCCGUUCUUCACUCUGUACUUCGCGUUCACCUUCAUCGUUAUCGGUAUCGUGAUUCUCUGGCGUCUGAACAUCUCGACGGCGGAGGUUGACGGUAAGCAGCGUCAGUUUCUCCGCUACUUCGGACUGAUGAGCUGGUUUACGCAUUUCCCGUUUGUGCUCAAGGUGGCGAUAUACACGCUGCUGGGCAUUUCGAUCUCCUUUGCCCUGACGUUCACCAUCGUCGACCUCGUCAACUACUUCAUCUCCAUGUUCGAGACUUCCGUCGCACGUCCGUUGGUCGAGUCGAAAUCGCAGGUUCUGGUUAUUUUGGUGAUCGCCUGCACCAUGGGUGCGGUGUUCGGGUUCAUGUUCGGUUUCAUGAAGGUUGAGGACGAAGCCGAGUAUCACAUCAAGCUUGCCUUGGCGAAGGAGGAAUCUUACACGUGGCCCGUUGGCGCCGUCCUGGGCACCCUGGCCGGGUUUUGCAACAACUACCUGCGCCACCAAGAGUUCUGGAGGUUCAACCGUGACAACGCGUACAACGUGGAGAUUUGA
Babesia bigemina is the source of this 726-nucleotide messenger RNA. RefSeq names its product membrane protein, putative. The coding region runs from base 1 to 726 and encodes 241 amino acids. The record is from RefSeq and is a predicted model, not a curated record. The transcript has 5 exons. Lineage: Eukaryota; Apicomplexa; Aconoidasida; Piroplasmida; Babesiidae.